UCAGCGCAGGGAGGCGUUGCGGACGCACUAGUUUGAACCAGAACUUAGACGGUGGAAAAAAAAUAGCUCUUAGCGACGGAGCGUUGGGCGUUUUAGGCGGACGAACAAGAUAGUAGCAAAAUCCAAACGUCACCACGGACUUUUUAUGGGACAAACGCACCGGGCUCGCUGCUAAAACGAUGCCUCACAAUAGACGGUACUCGUCUUCAGAAAGAGACAGCUGCCAAGAUCGAUACAGAGACAGGGGACGAAGACGUCGGAACAGAAGAUCGCACACUAACUCCUCCAGUAGCGACAGAGACCGCGACAGAAGGGGUCGAGGGCACAGACAGGAGGGAAGCUAUCUACGCUCAAGGAGCCGCAGCUAUGACAAUCGCUCGACAGAACAUCGACCGUUUGAUCGAAGGUACUACGAGGGAUACAGACGAUUGGAUCAGAGCCGUGAGCGAGACCGGGAUAGGGAGCCACAUGGAGCAGCUGAAAGCUAUUAUCCACGUGACUUCUCCCCAAACAUGUACGACUACCGACGUGGCCGUGAAAGAGAGCGUGAACGGGACGAGUCGUACAGACGGAAGGGCAGCAGGCGUAAGCACAAACGAAGGCGACGUAGAACCAGGUCCUAUAGCCCUUCUUCCUCGCGGAGCACCAGCCGGACGCGGGCACUGAGUGUGAGGGACGACGAGGAAGGGCACCUGAUCUGUCGGAGUGGGGACGUCCUGCAAGAGAGAUAUGAGAUUGUCAGCACACUGGGGGAAGGCACCUUUGGGAGGGUGAUGCGGUGCAUUGACCAUCGCAGGGGAGGAGCUCACGUGGCUCUGAAAAUUAUCAAGAAUGUUGAAAAAUACAAGGAAGCAGCUCGGCUGGAGAUUAAUGUACUAGAGAAGAUAAAUGAAAAGGAUCCUGAUAACAAAUUCUUGUGUGUACAGAUGUAUGACUGGUUUGACUACCACGGUCAUAUGUGUAUUUCUUUUGAGCUGUUGGCUCUGAGCACCUUCGACUUUCUGAAGGAAAACAACUAUCUACCGUACUCGAUCGGUCAGGUCAGACACAUGGCCUAUCAAAUCUGUCUCGCUGUGAAAUUUCUACAUGAUAAUAAGCUGACGCACACAGACCUGAAGCCAGAAAACAUCCUGUUUGUCAACUCGGACUUCACAAUGACCUACAAUGUAGAAAAGAAAAGGGAAGAACGAACUGUGAAAAGCACCGCGGUGCGCGUGGUGGAUUUCGGCAGCGCCACUUUUGACCACGAGCACCACAGCACCAUCGUGUCCACACGACAUUACCGUGCCCCCGAGGUGAUAUUAGAACUGGGCUGGAGUCACCCGUGUGACGUCUGGAGUAUCGGCUGCAUUCUGUUUGAGUACUACUUAGGUUUCACCUUGUUUCAGACUCAUGACAACAGGGAGCAUUUGGUUAUGAUGGAAAGAAUCCUGGGUCCAGUGCCCUCGAGGAUGAUUCGUAAAACCAGGAAGCAGAAGUACUUCUAUCGUGGUCGUCUGGAUUGGGAUGAGAGCUCAUCGUCAGGAAAAUAUGUCAGAGAAAAUUGCAAACCAUUACGGCGGUACCUGCUGUCUGAGGCAGAGGAUCACCACCAGUUUUUUGAUCUUAUUGAAAGCAUGUUGGAGUACGAGCCCUCCAAGAGGCUGGCCCUGGCCGACUCCCUCAAACACCCUUUUUUUGAGAACUUGAGCAUCGGUGAGGCAGCAGGCAGCAAGAACUGGGAGGGAAACCGGGACAUCAGCCGGUGACCCACAAAUUUUAAAGACUGAAACACGGGAGAAAUAAAGUUCUUUGCUUCUGGAGCAGUUGAGCAAUCGCAUAAUCUUGGACUUUUGAGAUUUUGUUUUGUUGUUUGUCGUUAACGCAUGGACUUCCUCACUUCCUGCUCCUCAAACCUGCUCCUUUCAUGUUCACCUCUGCAGUCACGUGAGGCAUGCUUUUGCACCAGAGAGACCAAAACACCCAGUUAAUGGCUGGAAAAGACUCGUCAAUCCUUUCUUGCGGUCACAGCUGAAAGUCAGGUGGAGAAAAAGAACAUCUUAAAUGAUUUUCGCCCAAAGUAGCCGUCUAUGCAGCUCCUGUCUUCCCUUUGACUUGUGAACACCUUUCUUUCUACCGUCGAAGAAAGUAAUGCCUCUCCAAGGAAACGAACAGAUCUACAGUCGUCAGAUACAACUCGGUUUUGGAGCUGAACCCUCUCGUCCUGAAGUCCAAGGAAAGGGUAAAAAAAGGGAUUCAAGCUGCAUAUUCAGCAAGUUCUCACCCGCAUACUUUGAAUUAUGGAGAAAUGUCAUUUAUUAAUGUGAACUAUUACGUUUCCUUGGAUACUCCCAGCUGUCUCCAGCGUUGACGUGUCUCCCAAGUUUUGUUAACGUUGCUAAGUGAAAACUCGCGUUGCGUUUCUUUUUUUGUUUUAUGUCCUGAAAAGAAUUUGCCCCCCUCGGUGAAAAUUGACCCAGUUGAUGGCUCCUCUUGCUAGCGAGAAGACGGCGAUGGACACUGCUCGUGCAGGCUCCUCUGUAGCCUGGCUUGUGGAUAAAUGUGUUUCUAUUCUUCAAUGUUUUCUAAGAGUGACGGUGUGUACAGUGAUGAGAUGGGUGGCACGUUUCUGUUUUGCGUUUAAGCAGUCGAGCGUCAGUCGUGGGAGAAUUUUCAUAAAAUUCAAAGAUCAAAAACAUACACUGCCUUUUCCACGUUUGACUUACAUUUACGUUAAGGUUAAGCACACUGCUGCUGGUAGUAUUUAUUUUGAGUUCCAGUAGGUCAUAGGUCCCAGUCCCUUCCUGUUUGUGAAUUUUUGUAUCAAAUGAAAGCAUAUAAAACUAUAUAUGUAUUAUUGUGUAGAAUUAAAGUCCU
Nematolebias whitei (Rio pearlfish) is the source of this 2856-nucleotide messenger RNA. It is a transcript of the gene clk2a, whose product is annotated as CDC-like kinase 2a. The coding region runs from base 180 to 1748 and encodes 522 amino acids. The transcript is spliced from 13 exons. Gene Ontology annotation, molecular function: protein tyrosine kinase activity; ATP binding. The record is from RefSeq and is a predicted model, not a curated record. Gene Ontology annotation, biological process: protein phosphorylation; regulation of RNA splicing. Gene Ontology annotation, cellular component: nucleus. Lineage: Eukaryota; Metazoa; Chordata; Actinopteri; Cyprinodontiformes; Rivulidae.